UUUCCUAUCGUUGGCCGGCCACAUCAUAAGGGAGCUCCGAUAUGCACUCCCUGUGGCUAGGCCGGAUAUGGCCGUGGAGUCCGAGAUCGGCCACCGGAAUCUGGCGAGGGAGGGCAAGAUCAGGCCCUUCCCACUCCCGGAUUUGACCAUGGAGCGCCGGAUUUGACCGAGGAGCGCCAGAUCCGGCGCUUCCAGUGGCCAGAUGAGACGGGAGGCGCAGGAUCCGGCGCUUCCGCGGUUCGAUUUGGCCGGGGAACACCAGACGGCACUUCCGCCGGCCAAUUCCGACCUUGAAAAUACCGAUACUGCCCGACGCCGCAGCCCGCCGUCACCACCGCCUUAUGCUGUCCACUGCGGUGGAGAAAAUUAAGUGAUAGAAGGAGAGAGACAGAUGGAUAGAGAAAAAGAAAUUAAGAGAAAUAAAAUUAUAACUUAUGGUAAUUUUUAAAAUGAUGGAGGAUAUUUCUGUCUCAUAAUAUUUUCAGCUUCAGGAUAGCCAUUGCCGGGAAAUGAACCAAGCAUUCUGUUGCAGCAAAAUACUAUAAAAACUAUUUCUUGUCACCUUGAAGUAAUUCUAUAUUUGUCUUAGAAAAAGCAGGAAAAACACCUACUGCAUAUAGCAAAAAAUAAAAAUAAAAAAUCAGCUAUACAAAUGGAAGGAGUGCUGCUAAUCCAUUUUGAUCUACUCUUCUUUCAUCAUCCACGAUGCUUCAGGGAGGAGGAACAGAUAGAAAGGAUUCCAGUCAAGAUGCAGUUUGUACUUGCGGCACCUGCCCUCCACCUCGAGUUCUCAAUUAUGGACGCUUUGUCAAGUUACAAAAGAAGUAUGAGAAGAAAAUACGGAAGAAAGAAGAACCAACUGCAGUUUGCACAUGCGGCACAUGUCAUUUGGAGACAAGAUCCAACCUAGAUGUUAAGAAUGAUACUGGACACGGUUCAACUUCAGUUUCUGCCUCUACUUCACAGGAGACAAGAUGCAACCUAGAUGUUAAGAAUGACGUUGCACAAGGUUCAACUUCUGUUUCUGCCUCUACUUCUCACGAGACAAGUCGAUUGCUGCAAGGUUCAUCAGAGAUUGAAAUUGACAAUGGCACCGCUUCUACUUCUGCCAGUGUCUCUGGUUCUACGGAAACAAAAUUCAACCAAGAUGUUAAGGACGUUGGGCAGGGUUCUACUUCAGUUUCUGCUACUCAUCCUCAGGAGACAAACUGGUUGCUUCUAGGGACAACAGAGAUUGAAAUUGACAAUAGCACUGGUUCUCUGCAGGAGACAAAUUCGUCGUUGGCACAUCACUCUCUAAUUGAUGUUUUGGAGGGCCCUGCAACCAUUGGUGCUUUUCGUUCUCGGGUAACUGGAGCUAUGGUUAUCUGUUGGGCAGUUGUGAUUUUGAGUGGAUUCAUCCUUGGUUAUGAUAUUGGAGUUUCAGGUUUGAUAACAGUAGAAAAGAGCUUUUUAUGGAAUAAUAUACAUGGCCUUUCACUUGAGAAGCGCCUUUUUGAAGAAAACAAUUUCUGCAAGUAUAAUGAUCAGAGAGUUCGCCUUCUAAUAUCAUCAUCAUACCUCAUCGCAUUGAUAAGUGGGCUGAUCUCUAUGGCAUUGAACUCCAAAUGGGGAAGGAGGCCUCUCUUGCAAAUAGGAUCAUUCUCCUUACUUGUUGGGGUCAUACUUAAUGCUGCAUCAAAUAAUAUUUUCAUGCUAAUUGGAGGAAGAGUGGUGCUUGGCCUUGGCUUUGGCUUCUGUAGUCAGGUCAUUCCUCUAUACAUAGUAGAGUUUCCUGACUCAGUAAAUCAAGAUCGUAUAUCUGUUUUUCAUUCUUUUGCUAAUUAUUUAGGAACAUUAGUAGCCAACAUUUUAGGACAAGUACUUAUGAGUCGUAGUGGAAAUGGUUGGGCUAUUUUAAUGGGAUGUCUGAGUGUUCCAACUUUGUUUUUGUUCAUCUUUUCGUUUUGCAUUGAUGACACCCCUGUUAGUUUAGUUUUACGUGGAAAUUUGAGAAAAGGGAAAGAAGUUCUUAGGAAAGUUAGGGGUAUAGGAGAUGUCGACACUGAAUUUAACAAAAUUUUGGUGGAUUUUGGUCCAGCAAAGAGUCUAAAGAGUCAAUAUCAAUACAUGAUAAAGCAGUCCUCUCGUCCAACUUUAACAAUUGCACUGUUGCAUCUAGUAUUCCAACAAUUAGGGGGGCCGACAAUGAUUCUGUUUUUUGGACCAGUUUUUUUUGAGUCUAUUGGCUUUAGUAAUGAGUUCUCCAAGAUUUCUGCUCAAUCUGUGUUGGUGGCAUGUGCUGUUGGCAUCUUACUUUCUCCCUGUCUAAUUUCAAAAUUUGGAAGGAGAAAUCUGCUUCUUGGGGGUUGUGCUCUCAUGUUCAUCACUGAGCUAUUGAUGGGAGUUAUGUUGCACUCCUUGGAGCCUUCUGGUUAUCUCAAAAAGAAGGCAGCGAUUGGACUUAUUAUCUUGGCAAUCAUUUAUAGUAUAAAUUUUGCCUCGACAUCAGGUCCAUUAGAUUGGUCGAGUAGUACUUUCCCUCCAAAAUCACAAGUUAUGGGUAGCUUAUUAUCAACGGGCUUUACCAUGAUUUUGAGUUUUAUAAUCUCAUAGGGAUAUUUGUUUGCUACUUGUUGGUCCCAUUUCUGGAUUUUUGUAGUCACUGCCAUAUUUAUUUUCCUGUUAUGGAUGGUAAUAUACUCUUUAAUUCCAGAAACGACCAAUAUUCCAGCUGAUGAGUUAUUGCAGAAGGUGUGGAAUAAGCACUGGUUUUGGAAGAGGUUUACCACUAAUAGUAUUGAACAUGGCAUGUAAUAGUUAUUUUUCAAUUUAAAUAUUUGUUAUUGUAAUUCUUAGACAA
Theobroma cacao (cacao) is the source of this 2842-nucleotide messenger RNA. RefSeq names its product sugar transport protein 8-like. Gene Ontology annotation, biological process: monosaccharide transmembrane transport. Lineage: Eukaryota; Viridiplantae; Streptophyta; Magnoliopsida; Malvales; Malvaceae. Gene Ontology annotation, cellular component: membrane. The record is from RefSeq and is a predicted model, not a curated record. Gene Ontology annotation, molecular function: monosaccharide transmembrane transporter activity.